Molecule: messenger RNA, 1398 nt
Organism: Auxenochlorella protothecoides
Lineage: Eukaryota; Viridiplantae; Chlorophyta; Trebouxiophyceae; Chlorellales; Chlorellaceae
Exons: 2
Coding region: 1-1398 (465 amino acids)
Source: RefSeq, a predicted model, not a curated record
AUGAAUAAUCCGGUCCAGGAACACAGCGGCCCCUCCCAGUCCGCCUUCGCCGGCCAGGCCCUGGCCACGCCCUCGGUCUCCUCCUCCGACUCCUCCCAUGUGGCCAGCCCCACCGCCCAGCGCACCCCACCCCCGCUCGAGGACGCCCGCGCCAGCGUCCUGCGGGCCCUCUCCGGCGUGUCUGAGGUGGUCAGCGCCUCGCGCAAGGUGGACGAGGAGGCACGGGCGGCGAUCCUGGCCCGACGACGCGCCCGCAUGGGGGGGCCCGGCGCCGCCCCACCGGGCAACGGCCCCCCCUCCCGCUCCGGCUCCAUGCCCGGCGCGGACACCGGGCUGGGCCUAGGCCUGCACGCCCGCCUGAACAGCCUGGCGGAGGGGCAGGUCCCAGGCCUCUCCCCGCACGGCCCUGGGAUCUACGGCGCGGGCCUGGCCGGCGCCCUGCACUCGGGGUCCGCCGGCGCCUGCCCCUCCCCCCUCGCCGCCCUGGCUGGCUCCGCCAGCGUGCCCCUGGGCGAGGCCUUUCACCCCGCCGCGCCGCGCCUGCACAGCCCGCUGCCGCAGAGCAGCGCCGGCGGGCAUGCCCCGCCGCCGCACUUCCCCGCCCUGCUGGACGCGCUGGGCGUGCUGGGCGUGCCGCAGCUGCUCCUGCUCCGCUCCGAGGUGGACCGCCAGCUGGCGUGGCGCGGGGUGCUGGGCGGCGCCCCGGACAUGGGCUUUUCUCCCGCGCAGCCGGCGGGCGGCGCCAGCCCCGACGCCAGCAUGCUGCUGCUGGCGCUGCAGCAGGCCCAGGCCAUGCGCCAGGGCUCGCUGGGGCCCCAGGACCCCGCCCCGCUCACGGCGGGGUCCGGCAGCGCCGGCGCCCAACCCGCCGCGGAGCGCCUGUCGCUGCGGGAGUGGGUGCCGCAAGGCGCGCCCGCCGGCGCAGCACGCAGCGGCGCCAUGGCCGCCGCCGCCGCGCGUGCGCCCAGCCUGCCGGCCCUGCCCACCUCCUGGGCGGAGGACGUGCAGCUGCCUACGCCUUUCGCAGACCCGGUGCGCCAGGCCACGAUGCCCGCGCUGUCGCCGGCCACCUCGCUGCAGGCCCAGGGGCUCGGGAUGGAGGAGGCGGGGCUGACCCAGGGCAUGGGCGCCUGGUCCCCGGUGCCCCAGCGGUCCACCGGCCCAGGCAUGACGCAGGAGAUGCUGGCGGCCGUCACCGCCGGCCUGCACCUGUUUGACCCCCCCUCCGGCGGCCUGUCCCAGGACCAGCAGGCGGCCUCGCUGGGCUACCAGGGCGACGCUGGGCUGGGGGACCCCGGCGCCGACCAGGGAUCCCCGCACCGCCUGCACUACCCGCACGGCCAGGAGGGCGUGUGGGACGCCCCCCUGGACGCCGGCUGGGCGGUGCAAUACCGCUGA